Molecule: messenger RNA, 8337 nt
Organism: Hyalella azteca
Lineage: Eukaryota; Metazoa; Arthropoda; Malacostraca; Amphipoda; Hyalellidae
Product: solute carrier family 4 member 11
Exons: 14
Coding region: 46-2073 (675 amino acids)
Biological process (GO): monoatomic ion homeostasis; monoatomic anion transport; transmembrane transport
Cellular component (GO): basolateral plasma membrane; plasma membrane
Molecular function (GO): solute:inorganic anion antiporter activity
Source: RefSeq, a predicted model, not a curated record
AACGCCCUGGAGACCGGCCGCACGUUUGCCACGAUCUUCUCGGACAUGGACCUGCGGCAGUCGCUGCUGGCGGCGCCCACGGAAGAAGAGUUCAAGCGGCUCAUUAUCAAGCACUCCCAUGACCUCACAGCCGAGCAGCAGGCCGCUAAUGAGAAGCGUGUCAUCAUGAACCAUGACCCAGAGGCUGAAUAUGGACCUUCCGUACUUUCAACAUCUGUCGCCUACACCCUCAAACGGAAGAAAAAAUGCCGCUUCGCACUCGGUCUACGAGAAGACCUGCGGAGACGACUGCCGCACUACUGGGCCGACUACCGGGACGGGGUGGUGGGCGACAAGACCAUCCAGAAGGUGAUAAGCACCACACUCUUCCUCUACUUCGCCUCCAUCCUGCCCGCCAUCGCUUUCGGUGUCCUCAACGACCACAACACGCACGGCAAAAUUGACGUGAAGAGAGUCAUCAUCGGUCAGGUGAUCGGGGGUAUCUUCUGGGGCGUGUUCUCUGGCCAGCCACUACUCGUGCAGCUCACGACGGCUCCCCUCGCUAUCUACAUCAAAAUAAUCUACUACAUCUGCGCGGACUUUGACCUGGACUUCAACGCGAUGUACUGCGCCGUGGGCCUGUGGAACAGCUUCUUCCUCAUCCUGUACUCCCUCUUCGACGUGUCCAGACUCAUGCGCUGGUCCACCAGAUCCACCGAGGAAAUAUUCGCACUCUUCAUUUCUAUUGCAUUCUGCAACGAUGCCUUCAGUGACGUCAUCAAAAACUUCCGCGUGAACUACUACAGCGACUCGUGCAAACAAGAAGCGUUAGAGAGGAGAGCGUUGGAGGCCGCAGCGUCCGCUGAAGCGUUGGCAACCACCACCGCCUCCACGGCAUCUGAACUUUUUUCUAACGCCUCAACGCUGCUUUCUAACGCCACCACCUCCCUCUCCAGCACAGUCUUCGCUAGUCUAACGCCCAUUGUGGUGAAUGACGCCGUUGGUAACGGCAACUACAGCUACUAUAACGUCUUCGGUGGAAACGAAAGUUACGCGAACGUAAGCUUCCUGAACGACACGACACAACUGGUGGUAGCGACCGUGGCGGCGCAGUGCAAGCGUGAGAACUCCGUCCUGUAUCUGCUGCUCAUGUUCGGCACGCUCUGGCUCUCUCUCAUGCUCUACAACUUCAACAAGACGCCGUACCUGAAUGCGAACAAGAGAGAACUACUGGCAGACUACGCCCUGCCCGUGGCAGUCAUCGUGCUGUCCUUCAUCGGCUCCUUCGUCUUCAGGGACAUCAAGCUUGAGAGCAAGAUGGAGCAUUUUCGCUACGACGACUCGUACGGAGUGUUCGCACCACCGAAACUCUACCUGCUGAGCUUCACUGCGAUCCUGGCGACGUUUGGUCUCGGCUUCUGCUUGUCGAUGCUCUUCUUCAUGGACCAGAACAUCGGCUCUGCCAUGGUCAACAACCCCUGCAAUAAGCUGAAGAAGGGUCCGGCAUACCACCUGGACAUGCUCGUCGUGGGCAUAAUGAACGGCUUCCUGAGCCUCUUCGGCCUGCCAUGGAUGCACGCGUGUCUUCCGCACUCCCCGCUACACGUCAGGUCCUUGGCAGACGUGGAGGAGAGGGUCGACCAGGGACACGUCUACGAGAUCAUCGUGAAGGUGCGCGAGACCAGAGUGACGGGCUUGCUAUCGAAUAUCUUGAUCGGACUGUCGAUGUUCAUGUUGCCCUACCCGCUCGCCUACAUCCCGACGGCUGUGCUGGACGGCCUCUUCCUUUAUAUGGCGGUCACGGCCCUCAACGGCAACCAGAUGUUUGAGAGGAUAACCCUGCUCUUCAUGGAACAGGCGGCAUACCCCCCAAACCACUACAUCAGAAGAGUGCCGCAGCGCAACAUCCACAAGUUCACAGGCCUGCAAGUCAUACAGCUGCUCGUGAUGUGCUCAUUCGGGUUUGCCCCAUACGCCUACAUGAAGAUGAUGUUCCCCGUGCUUCUGCUGCUUCUACUGCCUGUCAGACACAAGAUUGUGCCGCGCUUCAUUGAAGCCAAAUACCUAGCUGCUCUAGACGGCCAACACCAAUAAGAAGAGAGAUCUGUUAUGACGUCAUCGUGUCUCAACCAAUCAUGCGUCACCAUACUUCGCGUAGUCACUGGAAUGAAACUAUUCUUAGAUGUACGGUGGUUUCUUGUGAUUGAAAAUCAAUAAAUAGUCUAUGAUGCUUGAAUAAAUUAGUGCCAACAAUUCAAUAAUUACAAUAUUGACUCACAUUUCUGAAGCAAUAAUGGAAGGGUAUAUGAUGCGUUGGCUGCCUCUAAGGCCCUCACGGGAAAAGCUUACAGCGGACUAGACUAGCCAGCGCAGCAAGAUGGCGAGCAACCUCAUGUUCAUGCUUUGGAAGAUAAGUCUUCAUUAAUCAUUCAUCCAAUCUGUCCACUAAAAAAUGCAAUAAAUUUAUAGAGUUCACUUCAAUUAGGACCACAAUUUUCUAAAAUUAAAACGAUUUUCAGUGAAAUUAGGGCAACACUCCUUUUAGUCAACUUCAUGAUAAAAAUCGAGAUGUAGGAAUCGAUGUUUCAUCAGCGCACAAUUUCCUCUGAUGCAUUUCCAGACGUACGAUAGCCUGCUACGUCUCAGUGAGUGUUCGUUUAAAAGUGAAAUGAUUACGAAAUGAUUACGUGGUACUUACCUUGUUGAAAUAGCUAUCGCUGCACCCUAGAUGGAAACAUGUGAUGGGGUCAGAAGAGCAAAGAAUUUGCCCUAUAUGUACAUAUAGGCUGUACUUUAUGCAGAUCUUAUGGGUAGAUACAGAGGCUAUUUAGGCUAGGGUAGCGAGCUUCAUAGGCUAUUUAACAGCAUUGCAUCGCUAUGUAGCAAUUGAUUCAUCUUCAUGAAUGGCUAUUGCGUCAAGCUUGAUUACUUCUUUGUCAAGAUUUUACUUUCAUGGCCUUUCUACUAUCGAAGCGCUCUCGUAACGUUAUUUCUUUUUUUGCAUCAAAUAAAUCAGCGCGUAUUACAUGAUGAUAUACAAGUCAACGUUUGUUAACCAGGUUUGCUUUUUGCUCGACGUUCCAUCUUCCCGGCCAAAAUUAGCUCAAUAUUGCUGAAGCUAUUAAAGUAUCAGAGUAGAAAUGUGAACAUGAGCUCCUAUUACUGCAUCCUUUCUUACUAACUAACUCGUUGGUAAAAAAAAUUAACUAUAACAAAUAUUUUUUUAUAAGAUAGUAACGAAAUUUCUACUUUUCUUUAUUUCGUUUCCACUCGUUUAGUUAACGUCACAAUUCUUGGCCUAAUAAUCAUAGUGAAGCCAGUUGUAGGCCACAUUUUUCGAGUCACAUUGAAUUCUGUUAAAUUUCCAACCCAGAUUAACCUGCAGUCGUUAGUAUCGAAAUGAAAGAAAAAUAUCCCAACUGGGGCUUAAUUCGGAUUCCAUUUGCGGCUCAGAACUCGCUUGUUGUUUGAUCAUCGCUAUCUAGUCUCGUCAUUGUAUUUUCUCUUAUCAAUGUAUAGUAAAUUUGAACCCCUUUCGUGGUAUUCGAUGUUCAUUCUGGCUUCUGAAGAGCAUUCAAAGCUCUGAAUGUUCUGGCUCACUUUCAAAAUAUAUGAACAGGAUUCAUUUAACAUAAUUCUGAAGUCUUAAUCGUUUUUCUAACUUCUUCAUUUGAUGUAGUCAACAUAAUUCAUUCUGCUAUUGAGAAUAUGCACUUUAGAUUUCGUUAUAAUCCUUUCUGAGCACACAAGUCUUGAACUCCCCUGCUUCAUAUUUUUAGGAGUCUUGUUUUUUUUUCAUUUGAUGCUUUGGUAGAACCUUGCUAUAAUGCAGCAGCAUUUGCUCAUUAAUUAAACGACGGUUAAUUAAAUUCAUUACUGCGAUUCGAAUUUUGAUCACUAGCUGGCGAAUGUAAAGCUGAUAAUUUCAAGCUUCCGUAGUCUAGUUUACGUGCCAAGUUAUCUAUAGACGCAAGCUGUCCGCUCAGGAGCUGAAGAUUUUACGUAACUUGGUCAUUUUCAGUGGCAGCUCAAUAGCAUAAAAAUACGAUAUUGCCUUUGCGUAAAAUCCAAAUAAAUUUGCUUUGCGAGAAUUCGAAAUGAAAAAAAUUACUUUGUUCGUUAAGGGCUUUCUGAUGAAUGCUACUGAAUUGGUUACGCUACUAAAAACGUCUUAUUAUUUUAGGUUUAUGACCGAAUUAUGUUGAAAAAAUUAAUUAAGUUACUUGCAGAUCCUAUAUGGGCAGAUGUUCUGUUCACCUCACCUGGACUCUCAGUGAAGACGGUGUUUGCUAAAUGUGUCCCCGCUUUCCAGUCAAUAAUAUUUUUAAUAAUAUUUUAAUUGUUAUUGAAGUUGUUAGAGAUUGCUUUUGACUUCUCAGGUGUUCUGAAGACUUAUUUUAAUUUCAAACAAGUCUCUUCAACUUAUGGUAUUUUCGACGCUUAUGAGAAAAUCAUCAUCAAAUGUAUUCAAUCUCCUUCCAUAUUAGCACAAGUACCCGAAGGGCAUCACAAUAGCCGAAAUUAAAUACAUUGCUUACAUCCUUCUUCAGUUCGUUACUUUCGGAGUAAUUAUUUCAACGGCAUCUUUCUUUUGUUAACUAUUUAACGAGUUCUUAAAUUUGAUGUAGAACAAUAUCGAACAACGUUGAAUAUGCUUUGCAUACACCUGUUGUUGAAUCUUUAAGGUUAAAAAUGAACGCUGUUCGUGAUGUUUAUGAAAGAAUGUACAUAAUCUAUAUAUACGUAAGUAUAUACAUUGUUUCGUAAACUGUUACUGCUGUGAGGAAGUAUUGUAAUUUGCCAUACCGUGUACGGCCUCUUUCUCCCUUUUGUACUUGGUCGGGCCCCUUUGUUAACGCAACUCCAACCAUUGUAUAAAUAGCAAAUAAUGAAGUUUAACACCCAACUAACCCAUUACAGUUAUUACUAUUUAAUAGUCUAUAUAUUGUUGACUCGAGAUAGUCUAUGUACUUAUAUAGGGUAUCGUCUUAUAGUUGUGAACUGUUCUUGAUAUGAAUAGUUUGUAUGCCCUGUUUCUUCUCCGGUAAGCAUUUGAUGUCCAUAUUGGUACAUUAUUUCUCUUUUUUUGCCGUGCAUAUUUGCAUUAACUCAUUUUAAUGCUUGAACAAACUGCAAGUUGUUGAGAUUUUCUGUAGAGUCCGGCAAUGUCGAAGUGUUUUCGUAGGACGUUCGCAACUGCUUUUAUAUUGUCACUUAAUUGUACGGCAAAUGCAUCAUGAGGAACGAAGUUCUGUCAUGUGGUUUUAUGCUAUUAAUUUUAGUGUGGGUGACAGUAAACUCUUUCAUGAAUUCACAUUUAAGGUAUGCAGCGUUUGAUAGCAGUCGCAUUUAUGAAGUACAGUUCGAUUGAAAUUAUAUUAUGUGCUCUCGUCGACCGCCGCUAUGAACAACACAAAACUGUAGGACAUUUAAUUAUCUGGCACAAUAUUUUCCAUCACAAUUACACUCUCAGUUUGAAAUCUCGGCUGAAGGUGUAUGAUAUAUGGUUUACUGUCAGAGUAUAACAAACGAUUUCGAGCGUUUUUCUGGAUUGUUUUUGUGUCCAAUAUUCUUUGGAAAACUUAAUCAUUUAGAAAUUGGUUCCUAAAGAGUUAGUUGAAAAUUUAAUCACGAAUAAAUUUUUCGGUAUAAAUUUAUCCGCCUCAUUUAGACUGAGAAUAUUAGAAGCACAUUUUAAUAUUCUUCUCGAGCACUUCAUUAGUGAGGAGCUUACUUGCUUAUUUCAAAAACUCAUCACCUGCUUCACCAAAUUUAUUACACAUUUCUAUCGACAGCUUUAUUUGUUAACGAACUUCCACUCUUCAAUCACCUAAAUGAAGUAAUUUCGGUAUAACACUGUCAACAUCGCCUAAACUUGUUAGAAUAAUGAUUAUCUUUUUAGCAUAUAGAGUUCUGGCAUCAUAAUUUAAAAAAAAAAGUUAAAAUUAUAAUUUCCACAAAACCAACCAAUUGCAAGUAAAAUCGGGUGAAAACACAGGUUUAAACAAACAUCAAUCAUCGUUGAGACGUUUCAUAUACUUCUUUUUUGAGCUAAAUUCCUCUUUGGGCAUAAUGAAUUUCCUACGUCAAUGAUUUGAAUUUCUCCUACGAAUCCGAUCUUCUCGGUGCGAAUAAUGAAAUAUUAGUGCGAUUAAUUGAAAUUAGAUUGUGUUUGUCCUUGCAAUCGCAAAAUAACUGCCGAUAGGUUCGCUAAUAAUACUGUAUAUGACCGAGGGAUUCUGCUUGUUGCUCACUCGUUUUGCUGCACGCUGCAUUGUAGGGUAAUGUCUUAGUUCACUUCUGUACAGAAAUCUUUUUUUUUUAAUUUGAAAAAACUCGACUAGUCUCUGGAUAAGAUGAUCCAGUUCCUAGCAUGCAGAGUUUUUCAUAGAAAGAGUUUACUUUUUAAUUCCUAGUAUUUAUCCAAUUAAGAGGUUACUUUUUAAUUCCUAGUAUUUAUUCAAUUAAGAGAUCACUCUUCAAUUUCUUAUAAUUAUCGAAUUAAGAGGUAACUCUUUAAUUCUUUAUAUUUAUCCAAUUAAGAACUUACUCUUUCAUUUAAUAUGCGUUUUUUGUUUCCACGUUCCGUGAAUUCUGAUUUCUUUCUUCGCAUGAAUUCAUCAAUUAAAUUGUUACUGAUCUUUUUCGGCUGCGACGUGAAUGAUGGUAUGAAUAUGUUUAUGAAGUAUACUUUUAUUAUCUUUAUACACAGACAAAAAAUAAUUUAGUACAACAGGAAUAUUUUUUGUAGAUUUUAUUUCUUCUAACUAUCAUGUCAUUAAUUUUAUUAAUAGGGGGAUGAGAUUGAUAUCUUUUAUAAUACACAUAAUCCGAUCGAUCAAAAAUAAUAUUGCGCUUCCGACAAAAAUGUUUUUUUUUUUUUUGAGAAAAUGAAGUAUUCGGUGUUUUCACUGCUCAUUUAGAUUUGCCAUAAAUUUUAAUUUGUAGGCAUAAUAUAUAUAAUAGUGCUUCUCUACAGCGAGCGUAUAUACAUUCUUAUUUGUUGAUAUGGGCGUCAUAGAAUUAUUUUUGAGUCGUCUUAUAGCGUGAAUAUAUUAUAAUUAUUAACUUCGUGCUGUAGCUUGCGAGGAUUAUUUUCAAUCGUGGCAAUCAAGUGCAGUUGUUCGUGGUUCGAUGGAAUAGUUUUUUGUUGUAGAUGCAGGUAUUUAGUUUCUAUAGUUCAUAGAAUAGUUAUUUCAAAUUCCUACAUGUUGACUUGAUGGAAGUCUGCAAUGAUUUAUAAAUGAAUCAUCUUGAUAGUCAUUGGCGUCAACACCAUCGUGCAAAUUCAUGAGCAUUUUGAGUGUGUGAGUUCCGUUAUUAUGUUGCCGAAAGUUAAGUUUAAAGAAGUUCGUGUGAGUUAGUAAAAUUGAGUGAAAACAUAAGAGGCAUGCAGCCGGCUGGACUGGCAGGCAUCUUUCUUCGUUUAUUUGUAAGAGAAAUAGGAAAUAAAAAUCAAUAUAUUGUAUUUACGUCUUGUAAAAAAUAAUCUGUUUUAACUUAUAAAAGUUCUUUAUGGAAGGCACUUGCUUUAAAUGAACUUGUUCUGGUAUUUUGAUGGCUUUAAGUUAAUUGUGAAGCACCUGGAUGACUCAGCAGAUUUCGACUUUUGCAUACAAUGAAGACAAAAAUCUUUCAAUUGGCAGGAAGGUGUGCGGGUAAAAUAUAUAGACGAUGAUUUGAGGCUCCAAUAUGGGCAUUGAUGCAUAUAAAAUUUGAAAUGGGUUGAAACUUUUAAAAGAUUCUCGAUUAUUAUUCGGUGUCAAAAUUUUUAAAUAAUAAUGUGCAACGUCUAGGUUUUCGAUGCUGUGACGGAGGAAUGCGGACUUCCAUUAAAAAUUGACAAAAUUAUGUAGAUUAUUAUGGUCGCUGCAAAUGCUUUAUUCUUAAUUCUAACUUUAGUAAUAAAAUGACCUAAUUGUUGCGCUAAACAGAAAUCUGUUAUGAGCAAAAACUAAUUCUAUCGAAACUCACACGCUACCUAAGUAAUGGUGAUUUGUUGCGUUCCUCCUUGCACCCUCGUUUAAGAAGACGCAUGUUGUAUAAACCAAAUUAUUUGAAAUUAAUUCAUUUCUAACAGGGAUAACGGAAGAUAGCUUAUGAAAAGGAGAAAAAUCUGGCAUACCAUCUAAAAUAAUGGAAUGUCUUCUUGGAAACAAAAUUUGCUCAAUUCAAUUCGCUGUUAAAUACUUUCGUAUCAAUCUUACAGCAAAUUGUAUUAACACAAAAAUAACCGAUGAAAAAUACCUGAAUUCAUUGUUACCUUACGUAUCAGGUUAUGAUCAAAACUGUUAUUGUUCUUACUAUCACAGCUAUUGUUCAUGUACAAAAUGUGAAGUAAACCGUUUUACACAUGUU